Pelmatolapia mariae (spotted tilapia) is the source of this 990-nucleotide messenger RNA. Its product is annotated as lysophosphatidic acid receptor 6-like. Gene Ontology annotation, biological process: phospholipase C-activating G protein-coupled receptor signaling pathway; positive regulation of Rho protein signal transduction. NCBI's taxonomy places the organism in Eukaryota, Metazoa, Chordata, Actinopteri, Cichliformes, Cichlidae. The transcript has 3 exons. The coding region runs from base 1 to 987 and encodes 328 amino acids. Gene Ontology annotation, molecular function: lysophosphatidic acid receptor activity. The record is from RefSeq and is a predicted model, not a curated record. Gene Ontology annotation, cellular component: plasma membrane.
AUGGCUCAAGAAGUUGGCAGUUCGUCUUGUAAUCGGAAGGUUGCCAGUUCGAGCCUCGGCUCCAACAGUCUCCGUCGUUGUGUCCUUGGUAAGCCUGCAGUGCGAGAGCGAAGUAUUUCUUUUCUCAUCAUGAACACAUCAAACAUCACUGACGUGACAACAGAAGACCGGGUUUAUGCUGGGAUCUUUAGCUUAAUUAUGGUGAUAGGUCUGCCUCUCAAUGCGAUCUCACUGUGGAUUCUUCUUCGCCGGCACAGCCUCAAAUCACCCAACGCUGUUUUCAUGGUUAACCUGGCACUCUCAGACCUGCUGCUGGUCUUCACUUUGCCCAUGAGGAUCCACUUUCACGCCACAGGGAAAUGGACACUGUCCAAUGGGGUGUGCCUCAUCAUCACAAUGUUCUUUCGCACCAACAUCCGCUCCAGCUCCUCCUUCAUCACCUUCAUAAGCGUGGACCGACUGCUGGCUGUGGUUUAUCCUCUGAGGUCUCGCACUCUUCGGACCGCGUGCAAUGCCUGGAAGGCUUCUGCACUUGUCUGGGUGAUUUUGCUGGUGAUGAAUAUCCUAGAUAGUGUGGACUUUCUAAAUCAGUUGAAUAACCACACUCACCCUACUUGUUUUGAGUCUUACGAAUCUGAGAAAUGUCCUUUGAAAGGAAUCCGAUUAAGAGUUAUUCAGUUUAUGAUUGUAAUAUUGGUCACAAUGCUGUUAGUCAAUAUUGUGUGCACCAUUAUGGUGUUUAGGACUCUACACAGACAUCUCAGAGGUGACUCUCCAAAAAUCAACAACAAGAUGAAUGUAAUGCUGAUUUUUGCCAUAAACUUGAUUUUAUAUGCUAUAUUCUUACCUGUGCCUAUAACUAUGGCAAGAGAUUGUGCCCAUGUCAAGCCAUUGAUAUGUCUUACUGUUUUAAACUGCUGUCUGGAUCCUCUGUUGUAUUACUUCUCUUUUGAUGCUUUCUGGAAGAAAAAAGAAGAUGUUGUGUAAAUG